AUGGAGGAUUUGCAACUCGACUUCUCAGGUAACAAGAGCUAACAGGUUUUUUUGUAUAUUUGUAUGGAAAUAGUGCAGCGAAUUGACUGAUCAGCCUCUGAAGAAAUUGCCUCGUGCAAGGUAAUGCAGAUUCCGGAAUCCGGGAAAUUUUUGCUUGUGGAAUCCGGAUCCGGAAUCCCGCAAACAAUUGUAAUCCAGAAUCCAAGUUCCACUGACAAAGAAUUCGGAAUCCAGUAGCUCCGGAAUCCACAACGUGGAAUUCAGAAUAUAAUCCAAGACUGUCUUGGAUCGCCUUACAUGGGGGCAAAAGAAAUGUUUCUAAUUCGUAAACGGAAUAGGGAUCUUUUCCUUAUUAUCUUCGCUUGACAUUUUUUCGCCGAACUAAUUCUCUAAUAAUAUGUUUUAAUAUUUACUGUAGAUCUUUCAUUGAUUUUACGGCAUGAAUACCUCUCAGUUUACUUCGUUAUAAUAAUUAUUUGAGGGAGCCUAUUCCUUUUAAGCAUGGUGGUUUCCUUUGGGCCUCCUCGCCAUUAGCUUGUAAAAUAUUAAGAACUUCUUCUGCCUCGCACGUCUUAUCGCAAAACAAUAAACUUAACUCUUGAACUUGAAACCUAUGUCAUAAGGUUUAAGCUGCGAUGGCGGAUUAAGCAUUGACGCAAAUCUAGAGCUUAACCUGGGAGGCGACACUGGUGGAAUUGAUUUGGGUCAGAUUCAGUUUCCUAAUCGACAAGCAAGGCAGAUACUGUCUGGAACUUCUCAGGCUCGACCGAACCUUGGUGGUGUUGUGUUGGGACAACCUGGCGUCCAACUUCAAGGCACAUCUCAAGCUCGACCGAACCUUGGUGGUGUUGUAUUGGCACAGCCUGGCGUCCCACUUCAAGGGCAUUCUCAGGCUCGACCGAACUUUGGUGGUGUUGUGUUGGCACAGUCUGGCGUCCCACUUCAUACAGCACCACCUACUGGUCAACAAUCAGUCCAAGUUUCUUCUAUGUCAUAUACCAAUGUAAGACUAUGUCUUAACACCAUUGUAACGUUUUUUAAUGCGCCAACAGGCAAAAAGAAAUAAAAAUUAUCACAAGCUGGAGAAAUAAGGUACUCUUUCCCAAUGUUCAUCGAAAUGUCGAUGCACUGAUGACAUACGCUUCUUAUAUUAUUUGGCCUUAAUGUUUUUACUUGGGGCCAGAGUAAACAUCGGCGCAACCGCUGUAAAAAGUAGAAGGCGUGACCAGUAGUUACAUCUCACCUACCAUGAAGUUAAAAAAUAGGGAGGGAUAUUCUUUAAAAAAAGGUACUUAGUUGUGCCAAUUUUUUUCAUUUUUCUCGGAAUCUACUCAGAGUAAAAAGUUUCUUUUCAUCAAAAGCACACGAAUAAACUGAUCUCGCGUGGUAUUCUGUUUUCUCUGCUUUUGCGUUAAACUUCCUAACAGAUAUUUUUUCUUAAAUCAAAAGCUCAUUGAUUAUGUUCAAACCUUAAUGGAUCUUAAUGAUAGAUUGCACAGUGAUAAAACAGUGUUUAAUUUUUGUGCUUUGCUUUGUGGCGAUUAUGAUAGCACGGUUACCAAGAUCAACCGCCGCCGUACCAUGCCCCACCUGUCACCGUUCAGCAGCCUCCUUACAGUGGUGCAGCAACUAUAAUUACUACACCAAAUGGGCCACCUGUGCCACAAGUGACACACAUGCAUAAUGGUUUACCUGUACAGACAGCUCAGCUUGCACAAAUGCAGCAGGUAUUUUACAGUUUUAUAUAAUCAUUGACGUGGCGCGGUUAUGUGAUGUGUUUCGAAGUUCGAAUUCGGUUUCUUUGUAUCUCGCAAGUAGAAUCUCCUCCCCAGAAUCUGAGAACACUUUUCUCCAACAGAAAUUAAAAGGUGCUGGCUUCACUACAAGAGUUGAAACUUGGUUGACGAUUUGUCACUGGUGUCGUAAUAAACGGCUUAACGAAUAAGAAUGUAAAGCUGUUUUAACAGCAGAUAACUUGCUUGUAUAAAUCUAAUCACGUACACUACUAAUAUUUACUUCUGUAUAUCUAAAUUUAGAGACCUGUUGUAGUGGCUCCGACUCCUUCAAUUUGGAUGGCACUAUCUAUUUUUUCUGUCAUAUUUUGUAUGCCACUUGGAAUAAUAGCCUUUGUGUUUUCUUAUCUGGUAAGAUAAUUUCGGCCAUUGUUACUUUGCAUUUGCCUACCGGUCUGUUUAGUUAUGACCUACGACUAAUCCUAACCCUAACCCUCGUAAGUUUUAUUUUUUUCAUGUCGUAGGCAAAUAGUAUUUUUAGGAAAUUGUAGUGGUGUUCACCAGAAAGUAAAGCUCAGCAGCAGAAAUCGCAAAAAGGAGCAAGAAGUUGGUACAGGCUCUCUUACUGAUCUUGUGCUCCCCUGGCCAUGUUAGAUCCUCUGCGUAUCCCAGAGGACGCGUACACGUAUUUCCAAUGUAGUCAUCAUUUCCAGCAAAUUAGAAAACUAAUGUACAAUUUUUAAAUUAUUCUUUACCCUGAACUGACACUCCUUUCAUAUUAAGUUACGCUAAAAAAGUAAUAAAUUCAUUAUAGCAACCUAUACACGAUGAAUUGAAUCCGCUAACAAUUGUGUGUAAACUGAUUAAACUUUACUAUCAAAUGUGUCUAGUUUUUCUCACAUAAUCUUUGUUUCACGUUCGGUUUUAGGUCAACGAGUCACUCAAAAGAGGAGAUCACCAAGAAGCAGUCAGAAACUCAAACGCUGCUAUGUGGCUAAAUGUGCUUGCCAUAAUAACCGGUUUACCUUUGUGGAUAUUUAUUUUUUAUGCAGUAUAUUAG
Messenger RNA from Porites evermanni, 2793 nucleotides. Lineage: Eukaryota; Metazoa; Cnidaria; Anthozoa; Scleractinia; Poritidae. The record is from the annotation of a GenBank genome assembly.